Molecule: messenger RNA, 1045 nt
Organism: Cebus imitator (Panamanian white-faced capuchin)
Lineage: Eukaryota; Metazoa; Chordata; Mammalia; Primates; Cebidae
Product: phospholipid phosphatase 2-like
Exons: 4
Biological process (GO): signal transduction; phospholipid metabolic process; phospholipid dephosphorylation
Molecular function (GO): phosphatidate phosphatase activity
Source: RefSeq, a predicted model, not a curated record
GGCCCUUUUAGAGUCCCCAGCUCUGCAGCAGCCUUGGGGAGGCCUGUGGGGUGGACUGAGGCCCAGUGAGGACCCACGGGCUGACCGGGACCCCCGCUGUUCGCUGCGGCUGCCCCAUGCACAGGUCUCGGUGGGAGAAGCCUACCUGGUGCACACAGACCAGCUCUAUUCCCGCUCCGACUUCAACAACUACGUGGCUGCCCUGUACAAGGUGCUGGGGACCUUCCUGUUUGGGGCGGCCAUGAGCCAGUGUCUGAUGGACCUGGCCAAGUACACUAUCGGCCGCCUGCACCCCAACUUCCUGGCCGUCUGUGACCCCGAGUGGAGCCGGGUCAACUGCUCAUUCUCCCUGCAGCUGGAGAGGGUGUGCAGGGGAAACGUUGCUGACGUCACCGAGGCCAGGUUGUCUUUCUACUCUGGACAUGCCUCCUUUGGGAUGUACUGCAUGGUGUUCCUGGUCUACGUGCAGGCGCGGCUCUGCUGGAAGUGGGCGCGGCUGCUGCGGCCCACGGUCCAGUUCUUCCUGGUGGCCUUUGCCCUCUAUGUGGGCCACACCCGCGUGUCUGAUCACAACCACCACUGGAGCGACGUCCUUGCUGGCCUCCUGCAGGGGACGCUGGUGGCUGGCCUCACUGUCCGCUACAUCUCAGACUUCUUCAAAGCCCGAUCUCCACAGGACUGCCCAAAGGAGGAGGAGCUGGAACGGAAGCCCAGCCUGUCACUGACAGUGACCCUGGGCGAAGCUGACCACAACCACUAUGGGUACCUGCACUCCUCCUCCUGAGGCUGGACCCCGCCCAAGCAGGGAGUGGCUGUGAGUCCAGCUGAGGCCGGCCCCCCAGGUGGUCUCUCUGGCCCUGGGUAGGCACUGAGGGCUCCGGAUGGGAUCCAAGAACCCUGAGCAGGCUCUGAAGCCCCCUGCCCUGUACUGGACCAGGGGUCUGGGGAGGCCUAGGUAGCCCUGGGCAUUUGGAGGGGGACCUGUUCCCGUAGCUCCCCAAAUAUCCCCAUUCUUUUAUGGGGUUAAGGAAGGGACUGUUUUGUA